This is a messenger RNA of Symbiodinium necroappetens, 1511 nucleotides long. The record is from the annotation of a GenBank genome assembly. Lineage: Eukaryota; Dinophyceae; Suessiales; Symbiodiniaceae.
GCAAUCGCAGCAAGGGCGAGGGCCGCUGCAUGAGAUUCAGUUGCCCCAGCGACGCUGAGACUCCAUUUUAUGACGAGGGCUGUGCAACGCCUGCCAGUCAAGCAUAUUGUGGGAGUCAUCCCUACUUUGGAGGUUAUGACUUUGACCCUGACGAUCCUGACCUUGAUGAGCGAUGCUGCAAACCAGGUGGCGUCCCACUAUUUCAGGUGGCCGUUGCAGCAAACCGAUGCUUCGAUGUCAGCUUGGUGGCUGUACGCUCCGAAGACCUGCACCUCGAUGUUGGAGUGUUUUUUACCAAGUACAGUCCGGCUGAUGAUGAUGAGGAUACAGAUAUGUCUGAUGUGACAUCGUUUCGAAUUACUUGCCACACAGGAGAGAAGUCGGUGAUAUCUUGCGAGGAGAUUUCGGGACAGCUGGGGUUCGUGACGGGAGCAACGAUGCUCGGGACAGACGCCUUCGGGUUGGGCCGUUCAAGGCUUGUGCUUGUGCACCAGAAGGGUAGGCUGCCUUGUCUCCUUCGCAAUGCAAAAUUAUACACAUGUGAGUGGGCUGGCCGAGCUGAUAUCGCCUGCCCUGACGAGUGCAAAGACGUUAGAUUCCCACAGCAAAUCGUCCAUUUGGGAUCUUCCAGCUUGGCCACCUUGUCACAACGCACUCUGUGGGUCGUGGAAUUCCCGGAAGGAGCAGUGCAUAUAGCUGUGGAAGAGGUUGCCAGACAGGUGACAUGGCGCAAGGUGCUAGAUCUUGGAGACUUGGCGGGGAAGAACCCAUGCUUGCUCGCUCAUGGUCCCCGGGAUGGACAACUGAUGAUCUUCAUCGUAAACCAAGGCUGCUUGCCGUGUACGCAGCGCAGUCUCAUGACCAAGUGUAAGCAGUCCAACCGAGCGAGCUCCAUUUCCAUGUCUAUCAUCUUGGCGGAGCAUGUCUGGGUGUCCCCGGUGCAUGAUCCUGACGAGAUGCAGCGUGUUGCCACUUUCACCUUCACGAACCCCGACAACUCAGCCCAUGGAGUUCCGGUUGCAAGCAACCAACGCUUUUGCCUGGUCGGGAUGCUGAUGCGCUUCGAAUACUUUCGAAAGAUGUUCGAAGCGUGGUCAGAAAGGGCAUCUGCAAAGGUUGACAUGCUGGAUACCGACGUGGCCACUUUCGACCACUUCAUGCAGUAUGCAUAUUGUGGCAGGAUUUCAGAUGACCUCAAUCUUGCAAUGUUGACCUGCUUGCUGCGCUUUGCAAACAAGUAUCUGCUGCCAGACUUGGCUGCACGCACUCUCGAAGAUGCUCACUGCAUGAAAAGGCAGAGCAGCGCCACGUUAGCGGAACUCCUCCUUCUCGCCGAUGAGGCAAUGCAUUCCAUUCUCUGCUUUCGCGGUGACGUGUUGAAGGAUGCCUCCUUCCUGGCUACGGUCACAUCGAGAAGUUCGGCCAUGCUCGCGCAGUUGCUGGCUCCUGUGGCUCCAAACCAUAACUUCUGCCAACCGGAGAUUCUUGCAAGCAAGCAUGCAUUCAUUUGA